Molecule: messenger RNA, 5277 nt
Organism: Struthio camelus australis
Lineage: Eukaryota; Metazoa; Chordata; Aves; Struthioniformes; Struthionidae
Gene: LCT
Product: lactase
Biological process (GO): carbohydrate metabolic process
Molecular function (GO): lactase activity
Source: RefSeq, a predicted model, not a curated record
CACCAGUCCCGCGUGCAGGCCCUAGCUGACGCUCAUGACAGAGCUUAUCAAGUCUACCAUGAGAAAUACUCGCCAGCAGAUGGAAAACUGUCCAUUGCUUUAGGAAUGGAUCACAUCUUGGAUAGCACUUCAUCAGAACUGCUGUCAGUUUCUCUGCAGGAUUCAUUAGACUUUCUGUCUCUCAACCUCCAUUACAAUUGUGGAAGUGAAGCAGAUUUCUAUGUGAAAUUGGGUGAAUUCCAGAAUAUCUGGAAGGACACGGAGAUUUUGCUUUUUAGUCUGAAAUUCCUUGAUUGUAGUUCCAUGGAAGAGAAUCCAUUCAUACCAGUGGCUUCUAUUGUCACAGCCAUUAAUAAAGAAAAGGCACGUACGAUUGGGUAUGAUGUUAAUGAAUUCUUGGACUUCUCAUCAAAUCAUGUUUUAAGCAUAACAAAUACUCUACAGGAGAAGCCAGUUGCUGUUCUUGCCCCCGGCUCCUCCUAUCAAACCGUCUGGGAAAUGUUUGCUAACCAGUCUGAACUGGAGAGGGAUUCUUUUCUGCAGGAUGUUUUCCCAAGUGGUUUCCUCUGGGGCACAUCCACAGGUGCCUUUAACAUUGAAGGAGCUUGGGCAGAGGAUGGGAAAGGAGAGAGCAUUUGGGAUCAGUUUGGGCAUGAAGGCCAUGUCUACAUGAAUCAAACAACAGAUGUGGCAUGUGACAGCUACUAUAAAACCAGCUAUGAUGUUUAUCUGCUCAGGGCUCUUCAGCCCCAACUAUAUAAAUUUUCUGUAUCCUGGCCCAGAAUUUUCCCUGCUGGCACCAAUGAGAGCAUCAGCUCCAAGGGUGUGGAUUAUUAUAACCAAUUAAUUAACAGCUUGCUAGACUCUAACAUUGAGCCCAUGGUGACUCUGUUCCACUGGGACCUCCCGCAAGCUCUGCAGGUUCUCGGUGGCUGGCAGAACGAAAGCAUCAUAGAAGCUUUUGCAAACUAUGCAGAUUUCUGCUUUGCAACCUUUGGGGAUCGGGUCAAGUUCUGGAUUACUUUUCAUGAGCCUUGGGUUAUCAGCUAUGCUGGCUAUGGCACCGGAGAGCAUCCCCCAGGAAUUACUGACCCUGGAGUAGCAUCUUACAAGGUGGCUCACACGAUUCUCAAGGCUCAUGCCAAGGUCUGGCACCUGUAUAAUGACAGAUACCGUUCUCAGCAGCUGGGAAAGGUAGGGCUGGUGCUGAAUUCAGACUGGGCUGAACCCCAGACUCCAACCAACUCUGAGGAUGUGAGAGCAUCUGAGAGGUACCUGCAGUUCAUGCUUGGCUGGUUUGCUCACCCUAUAUUUGUUAACGGUGAUUACCCAGAUAUCCUGAAAGCUCAGAUCCAGGAAGUAAACCAGCAGUGCUCCGCGACAGUUGCCCAGCUGCCUCUGUUUACUGAGGAGGAGAAGUCCUGGGUGAAAGGGACUGCAGACUUCUUUGGUCUUUCUCAUUACACUUCCCGCCUGGUUAGUGCCGUGACUAACAGCACCUGCACUCCAGGCUACGAGAGCAUUGGGAACUUCUCCCUGCAUGUAGAUCCUUCGUGGCCACAGACUGCCUCCCCUUGGAUCCAUGUGGUCCCUUGGGGAUUAAGAAGGCUGCUGAAGUUUGUGUCGCAGGAGUACACAGGGACGAAGAUCCCGAUUUACAUAGCAGGAAACGGUAUGCCAACGCAGGACGGAGGGGAUGUUAUUAAUGACACUCUGCGAGUGGACUAUUUCCGCCGGUACAUCAAUGAGGCUCUAAAAGCGGUAAAACUAGAUACAGUUGAUGUUCAGUCAUACAUUACUCGAUCCCUGGUUGAUGGCUUUGAAGGCCCAAUGGGGUACAGCCUAAAAUUUGGGCUACAUUAUGUGAAUUUUGAAGAUAGCAACAGACCAAGGACCCCUAAGGCAUCUGCUUAUUUCUACUCCAGUGUUAUUGAAAAGAAUGGUUUCCCAUCCGAAGUCUUGGACAAACUUUCUACCCCGGUGGCAUUUGAGCUACCCAUGUCAUCGAGACUGCCGAAUUUACCAGCCUCUGAAGUUCCCUCAAAGGCAAAGGUUGUCUGGGAGAAGUUUUCAUCCCAAACAAAGUUUGAAAGGGAUAUGUACUUCUAUGGCACCUUCCCAGAGGGCUUUAUGUGGGGUGUGUCUACUUCUGCCUACCAGAUAGAAGGAGGUUGGGAUGCUGAUGGCAAAGGACCCAGCAUUUGGGAUACUUUCACCCAUGUCCCAGGGAACAUAAAUAAUAAUGAUACUGGAGAUAUAGCUUGCGAUAGCUACAACAAAGUGGAGGAAGAUCUUUACCUGCUGAGAGCCUUGGGGGUAAAGAGCUACCGUUUCUCUCUGUCGUGGCCUCGGAUUUUCCCUAGCGGAAGGAACAAUUCAAUAAACAGCCAUGGAGUUGACUACUAUAACCGCCUCAUUAAUGGACUGGUUGCAAACAACAUCACUCCGAUGGUCACACUGUACCACUGGGACCUGCCACAAGCUCUGCAGGACAUUGGUGGCUGGGAGAACAGUGCACUGAUUGAACUGUUUGAUAGUUUUGCAGACUUCUGUUUCCAGACCUUUGGGGACAGGGUGAAGUUCUGGCUGACAUUCAAUGAACCCCAAGUCGUUGCCUGGGUUGGCUACGGCACUGAGAAAUUUCCACCCGGCGUCAAUGACCCUGGCAACGCUCCCUACAGGGUUGCGCACACCCUACUGAAAGCUCACGCCAGGGUCUACCACACAUAUGAUCGCAAAUAUAGAGCAAGUCAGGGAGGGAUCAUUUCUCUGAGCCUUAACGUCGAGUGGACUGAGCCGAAGACACCAAGCGACCCCAGGGACAUAGAAGCUGCAGACAGGUACAUGCAGUUUUUGUUGGGGUGGUUUGCACACCCGAUCUUCAAAAAUGGGGACUAUCCUGACGUCAUGAAAUGGACAGUUGGGAACAGGAGCGAGCUCCAGAACCUACCAUCGUCCCGCCUACCGGUUUUCACAGCUGAGGAGCGUGAAUACAUCAGGGGCACGGCAGACGUUUUCUGUUUCAACACCUACACCUCCAAAAUUGUAACCCACGCAACAACCCGACUGAAGCCCUUCUCUUAUGAGUAUGACCAGGAAAUGUCAGUAGAGGUUGACAGCUCCUGGCCUUCCUCAGCAGUUGCUGGACUUCGGGCUGUGGCGUGGGGGAUGAGGAGGCUGCUGAACUGGAUCAAAGAGGAAUAUGGAAAUCCCCCAAUGUACGUCACUGAGAACGGGGUGGGGAUAAAGACCAAGUCAGAUGUUGAUGACAAUGCCAGGAUAUUUUACUACAAAACGUACAUUGACGAAGCUCUAAAAGCUUACAAGCUGGAUGGUGUUAAUCUGCGAGGAUACGUCGCUUGGUCUUUCAUGGAUAGCUUUGAAUGGUUGAAUGGGUAUGAUCCAAGGUUUGGAUUGCACCAGGUUGAUUUUGAUAAUCCCAACAGGCCAAGAACCCCAAAGCGCUCUGCUGUGUACUAUUCAGAAAUCAUCCGCAAUAACGGUAUCCUGUUGCCCAAAGAAGAUGAAUUUUUAUACGGGGAGUUUCCAAAGAACUUUUGUUGGAGCGUAGCAACUGCAGCAUAUCAGAUUGAGGGAGCAUGGAGAGCAGAUGGGAAAGGACUUAGCAUUUGGGACCAGUAUUCUCACACUCCCUUGAAAAUCAGCAAUGAUGAUAACGGAGACAUAGCUUGUGACAGCUACCACAAGAUUGAGGAGGACGUGGAAAUGCUGAAGAGCCUCAAGGUGUCCCACUAUCGCUUUUCGAUCUCCUGGUCACGCAUUCUCCCGGAUGGGACCACCAGCUACGUCAAUGAAGCGGGACUGAACUACUAUGAAAGGUUUAUUGAUGCUCUUCUGGCAGCUAACAUUACGCCUCAGGUAACUCUCUAUCACUGGGACCUGCCGCAGGCGCUGCAGAACAUCGGGGGCUGGGAGAACGACACUAUAGUUCAGAGGUUCAAAGAGUAUGCUGAGCUCCUUUUCCAGAGACUGGGAGAUAAAGUGAAGUUUUGGAUAACCAUCAAUGAACCCUACAACGUGGCACAGUAUGGCUAUGGCACAGGCACAGCCGCUCCAGGUAUCUCCCUUAGGCCAGGGCGAGCCCCCUACGUUGUGGGGCACAACCUAAUAAAGGCUCAUGCCGAAGCCUGGCACGUGUACAAUGAGACCUACCGUGCAAAACAAGGAGGAUUAAUCUCUAUUACCAUCAACUCUGACUGGGCAGAGCCAAGGAACCCGUACAAGCAGGAAGACCGUGAUGCUGCCAGACGAUACGUGCAGUUUCUUGCAGGUUGGUUUGCUCAUCCUAUUUUCAAAAAUGGCGAUUAUAACGAAGUGAUGAAAACAAGGAUUCGGGAACGCAGUCUGGCUCAAGGCCUGAGCAAGUCACGCCUGCCAGAAUUUACUGAAAGUGAAAAGCAGAGAAUUAAAGGCACAUAUGACUUCUUUGGUCUAAAUCAUUAUACUACAGUUUUAGCAUACAACUUAAACUAUCCUGCUGCUCUUGCGUCCUAUGACUCUGAUAGGGGCGUCGCCUCAGUAACAGACCGCAGCUGGCUGGGCUCUGGUUCCUUCUGGUUAAACGUGACGCCCUUUGGCUUCCGAAAGCUCUUGAGAUGGCUAAAGGAAGAGUAUGACAACCCUCCAAUUUAUGUGACUGAAAAUGGGAUUUCAGAAAGGGGAGCUGUAAACUUCAAUGAUACUUGGCGAAUGCAUUACCAUCGGCAUUAUAUUAACGAAGCCCUAAAAGCUGUUGUGCUUGAUGGCGUUGACCUGCGAGGCUACACCGCCUGGACGUUGAUGGACAACUUUGAGUGGGCGGUGGGCUUUGCUGAAAGGUUUGGGCUCUAUCAUGUGAAUCGCACAGACCCCAACUUGCCGCGACUCCCCAAGGCUUCUGCCAGGUUUUACUCGCAGAUCAUAAGCUGCAAUGGCUUUCCAGACCCAGCAACUGGCCCCCAUCCCUGUCUGGAACCAGAGCCUGACGGUAAGUAAGUAAGUGACACAGCGGAACUAGUAUGUGGGUAGGUGUGGGCAUUUCUUACCGUAAUCCCAUAAGAUUCCCAUAAUCUGUGGUCUUGAAGGAAAUGAACAUCUUAAGGGCUCUGGUUUUAAGGGCACUGAUUAAUCAUCAGGCUUUAUUAUCACUGAGGAUUUUUAAUGCAGAAUUAGGUCACUUACUUACUUCUGUAUGAGACUCUAGACCAGUUUGAAAAUAUUUUGUGUGGUAACAUACCUAGCUGCAUGCCUAGUCCCCCAAAGGCAGUAAAAAGCUCA